GAAAAAUCUCGCUGUUGAAUUGGGGCACUGAAAUCUUCGCCUAUGGGCGGCUGUUCCUCUGCUUACCAGUCAACACCCACAUGCACUCUCUUCCAAGGCAGAGGUGCCUCACGCUUCUCUUCCUCAAAACGCUCGCCCCAAUCCACUUCCAGCAAAUCCAUGCACAAUUGAUCACUAACUCCCUUAACUCACCUACUCUUUAUGCCAAACUCAUUCAGCUCUACUGCUCCAAGCCAUCCCCGCUAUCCUCCCGAAUUUCCUACUGUUUGUUCUCUCACUUUCAGCCCCCUAACAUCUUUCUUUUCAACACGUUGAUACGUUGCACUCAACCCCAACCCUCCCUUAUUCUUUUUGCCGACUGGGUUCCUAAAGGUCGCUUGUUUUUUGAUGAUUUCACUUAUGUUUUUUUACUGGGGUCUUGUGCAAGAUUUUGUUCACUUUCAACUUUGUGGCUUGGUAGACAGAUACAUGGACGUAUGGUGAAGCAUGGUUUUAUGUUGAAUGUUUUGGUGUCAACUACUUUAAUUCAUUUUUAUGCAAGUAAUAAGGAUAUAAUCUCUGGUAGAAGAGUGUUUGAUGAAAUGACUGUGAGAAGUAGUGCUACAUGGAAUGCUAUGUUUACAGGUUAUUGUUCUCAGAGCAAAAAGGCUAAAGACUCUGCAUUUGAUGCGUUGGUGCUGUUCAGGGAGAUGUUGGUUGGUAUUAAUGGAGUGAAACCUAAUGAUACUACCAUCCUUUGUGUUCUUUCAGCUAGUUCUCUACUUGGUGUGCUUGAAAUUGGUGCUUGUGUUCAUGGGUAUAUAGAGAAGACUAUUUACUUGCCUGAGAAUGAUGUGUUUAUUGGUACUUGUCUCGUUGAUAUGUACUCAAAAUGUGGGUGUCUUGACAAUGCUUCAUUAAUUUUUAGGUUGAUGAGGGAAAAGAACGUAUUGACUUGGACUGCAAAGGCAACUGGAUUGGCUAUUCAUGGGAAAGGAAAUGAAGCAAUGAUGCUAUUGGAUUCAAUGAGAGCUUGUAGUGUCAAGCCUAAUGCAGUGACUUUCACUAGCUUGUUUUCUGCUUGUUGCCAUUCUGGCCUGAUUAAAGAGGGACUUCAUUUGUUUAAUAACAUGAAGACAAAAUUUGGCAUUGAGCCUAAUAUAAAGCAUUAUGGCUGCAUUGUCGAUCUUCUUGGCAGGGCUGGGCACUUAGAAGAAGCAUAUGAUUUUAUAAUGGGGAUCCCAGUUAAAGCUGAUGUAAUCUUGUGGAGGAGUCUGUUGAGUGCUUGCUAUGUUCAUGGGAAUGUUGUGAUGGCUGAGAAGGUCGGGAAGAUCCUCCUCCAGCUACAGCCAGAGCUGACUUCUUCAGAUAUGUCAGUGACUAGUGAGGAUUAUGUAGCUUUAUCAAAUGUUUAUGCUUCAGCUGAAAGAUGGCUCGAAGUGGAGAGUGUCAGAAGGGAAAUGAAUGUUAAAAAGAUAGAAACUGAACCAGGUAGUAGCUUAGUUCAAACUAUUAGAGAUUAUGCCUAGGAUAGGUUGUAGAAAUAGAACCCAGCUUGCAAUUUCAGCACCUCAAUCUGAAGAUUUCAAUAGGACUGUGAAGAUUGAAAAGAUACUGGAAGGGAAACAUCGUGUUGUAGAGUGUGCUAAAGUGACAACUUAAAAAUUGAUUAGUGGGAGAUGCUGUGCAGGGGUUGGAGAAGUAGCAUAGGCAAGACCGCUGUGAUUUUCCGUUUGAUGUAAGGAAAACUGUCAGUGAUCAAUUCCGCCAAUGAGGACCAAAGUAAACUUCAAAGCGUUGAUGGAGUCUUGCCAUAUCAGUGAAGUAUUCACUUGAUAUAAACAAAAUGCCUAGGGAUCAAUUUCUCUGUGGGAUUGCAAAUGCUGAAGCCUGCAAGUAAACUUCAAAAGCACUGUUAAAUUGUUGAUAAACUACUCCUCGUAGCAGGAAAUGGCAGAGAGUAAAAGCUAUCCCAAUGGAUCAUAUCGAUGGGGGUGAUAUGUGCACUGAUGCCUUGAAUUCAAACCAGUUUAUGUGAAGUUAUUCCAUUUUAAUUUAUAAAGCACUCCAUCCUGUAAACCUCUCUCACUAUAUCAUCUAUAGAACAGCGAUUGUGUUUCUCA
Messenger RNA from Mangifera indica (mango), 2102 nucleotides. RefSeq names its product pentatricopeptide repeat-containing protein At3g18970. Gene Ontology annotation, molecular function: RNA binding; protein binding. Bases 81 to 1508 code for a protein of 475 amino acids. The transcript has a single exon. Lineage: Eukaryota; Viridiplantae; Streptophyta; Magnoliopsida; Sapindales; Anacardiaceae. The record is from RefSeq and is a predicted model, not a curated record. Gene Ontology annotation, biological process: RNA modification.